Musa acuminata AAA Group (dessert banana) is the source of this 1654-nucleotide messenger RNA. Its product is annotated as protein WVD2-like 1. Gene Ontology annotation, molecular function: microtubule binding. Gene Ontology annotation, biological process: microtubule cytoskeleton organization. The transcript has 7 exons. Lineage: Eukaryota; Viridiplantae; Streptophyta; Magnoliopsida; Zingiberales; Musaceae. Bases 375 to 1439 code for a protein of 354 amino acids. The record is from RefSeq and is a predicted model, not a curated record.
GCAGUCCCUCCUUACGUUUUGACCAUUUCCUCUUUGUGAAUCGAAUGCACGAGCUGUUCGAUCGCGAUUAUCGAGGGGUCGAUUGGUUGACGUUCGGGCUCUACUGUUCUUUGUUCGGAUUUUUCGCUACUACUUUCUCGACUGGGGUUUUUCUGAUUCUUAGGGUGGCAAAAUUUGAGACUGCGCCUUGACAUUUCUUGCGGAAUGUGGUUUUCUCGACCACCCGUUUUGAACCAAUCUUUUGAACGUUGCGUUCAAAAUAGACGAAGAUAACGUUGCCUUUUCCUUCCACUUCGCUAAAAUGAUAUUAUUUCUUGGGCCUAAUAAGAUGAGCCCGCCAGCACUGUUUCUCUUUCCGAGAACCGGAUAAAGCAAUGGGUAAAGAAAUCAUGAAAGUGGCUACCGUUGGAAAAUCAAAUCGUGUUGUUGCUCGUGCAUCCAAGAGUAACUCUGAUCGAGCUAACGAUCUUUCUGGCGAACCUUCAACAAUUAUAGAGUCAGAUGAAGCUAUUAAUGGUACACACACUGAUGAAAAUAAAGGGCAAGAAGUGCCUUAUCUUAGAAAUGUAAGUUUGGGUCGGGGACGGGACAUAGCAGUAUACAAGUAUAGUGCUCAGAAGAAGCCAUCAGUAUCAAAGCCUGCUAAUGCUGGAAACCGCACUGUUCCUCAACCAUCAGUUGUUGCAACUGAAAAGCAUGUUUCAGGUGGAAAUCGUGCUUUUGAUGCUGAGGCAACUGCUAGUGGAGACAAAAAGGCUAGAGUAGAUGGCCGACAAUCAGCAAACAUCCUAAGAAAUGUUCAGAGUAAUUCACCUCUCAUCUCUGUGAAGCCUUUGCAACCUCAUGAUACAGUGCACCCAGACAAUGAGGAUUCUUGCUCAGUUACUUCUUCUACUGCAGCAUCUGUAAGAACUUUAAAGGGCAAGACAACUGUGGCAGCUGCCCCUACUUUUAGAUGCAGUCAGCGUGCAGAAAAGCGGAAGGAGUUUUACUCCAAGUUAGAACAGAAACACCAGGCUAUGGAAGCAGAGAAAGCACAAUCUGAAGCUAGGACGAGGGAAGAGCAAGAGGCAGCUCUGAAGGAAUUGAGGAAGAGUUUAGUUUUCAAAGCAAAUCCAAUGCCUAGCUUCUACCAUGAGGGUCCUCCUCCCAAGGUUGAACUAAAGAAGGUACCUCUGACGCGUGCUAAAUCACCCAAGUUCACUCCAAGAAAGAGCUACAGUGAUGCCAGUCCAGCUGGAGAUAACUGCAAUGGACACUGCGGUCGAUUUCAUCGUCAUAGUCUGGGCACUAGCCCGGAAGCCACCACCAUAAGGUUGCAGAACAGCCAUAAGAAUGUGAAAGGCAAACAAAGUCUCAAAUCCGAUAGAGAGAGUUCUAAAACCCUUUGUGUCAAGGUUACAGAUCAGACAAGAACUGGUGUCACCUUACAGACAUAAAGUGUGCUUUUACACGCAUAAAGCUUUAAGCUUAACUUGUAUCUUACAUCAAACAAUUUCCAUCAUCCUCCAUGUCAACAUGUAUGAUGCUGUAAAAUCUGUAAGUUAUAUGUGAUGCAUGUAACAACCUGAAACUUGAUUGGAACUGACUCAUCUUGUUCACUUGGUGAUAAUUUAUGUGAAAACCAUGAAUUGUAAGCAAAACAUUUCUUGAG